Molecule: messenger RNA, 2318 nt
Organism: Nelumbo nucifera (sacred lotus)
Lineage: Eukaryota; Viridiplantae; Streptophyta; Magnoliopsida; Proteales; Nelumbonaceae
Gene: PYD2
Product: pyrimidine 2
Biological process (GO): pyrimidine nucleobase catabolic process
Cellular component (GO): cytosol; cytoplasm
Molecular function (GO): dihydropyrimidinase activity
Source: RefSeq, a predicted model, not a curated record
UCCCUGUUUAUCGAUGACCACUCGAUAUCCAAAGCUAGUCAUACAUACAAACGGAAUGACUUCGAUAGCUAUGAUCUUGCAAGGGUCAUUGUUAUCCUUUUCGUCUACUGAAGAUCUUGUCGAGACCUGAUUUGAUCUCGUCUACUGAAGACCGACUCUGCUGGUGUUUGCCACGUGUACUAGUUUAUUGAAGAUUCCAAGACACGUCGGACGUCUAGUUGAAUGAAAAUACUUGGACAGAGUUGCAGACUGAUAGUCAUGGUCAUAGAUUCCUGAGGAUUCAAAUAUAAAAGGCGAAGCCGCAAUGGAACGGUGCAUCAUCGUCUUUGUCUUUUCUGAGCAUCGGCGAACGCUUACUUGCUUGUCUGCGACUGCUGCUCAGCUGCUGAUAAGGUGCUUGACUUAGAAUGGCAGAGCCUCGUUUCAGUCGCUCAUGGCGGAUUAUCGGUUAUAGAUCAUCGAUGGAUUCCAGCUUCAGAAUCCAACAUGUUGACCUGUUCUGUGUGCUUUUUCUUCUUUUCAUUCGUUCUUCAAUCUCCGUAUCGAACGAGAUUCCGGGGUUUUGUGCUGUGGGAUAUGGAGAGUCCGAGUGUGGACCGUCGUCUUCUUCGAAACUGUUGAUCAAGGGAGGAACUGUUGUGAAUGCUGACCGUCAGGAAGUGGCGGAUGUUUAUAUUGAGGAUGGGAUCAUUGUUUCUGUGCAGCCUAAUAUCAAGGUUGGUGAUGAUGUCACUGUGCUUGAUGCCACUGGGAAGUAUGUAAUGCCAGGAGGGAUUGAUCCUCACACGCAUCUAGAGAUGGAGUUUAUGGGUACUGAGACCAUAGAUGACUUCUUCAGUGGUCAGGCUGCUGCAUUAUCAGGGGGAACAACAAUGCACAUUGACUUUGUAAUACCAGUUAAUGGUAGUUUAUCUGCUGGGUUCGAAGCCUAUGCAAAAAAAGCAAAGAAAUCAUGCAUGGAUUAUGGUUUCCAUAUGGCCAUCACAAAAUGGGAUGAAUAUGUUGAAAGAGAGAUGGAGAUUAUGGUUAAGGAGAAAGGUAUCAACUCUUUCAAGUUUUUUCUUGCCUACAAAGGGUCUCUUAUGAUUAAUGAUGAACUUCUACUGAAAGGCAUGAAAGCAUGCAAAUCUCUUGGUGCCUUAGCUAUGGUCCAUGCAGAAAAUGGAGAUGCUGUAGCUGAGGGUCAGAAAAAGAUGAUAGAACUUGGUAUUACUGGUCCAGAGGGUCAUGUGCUUUCAAGGCCUCCUGUGCUAGAAGGGGAAGCAACUGGUAGAGCUAUUCGUUUAGCAAGUUUUGUGAAUACACCACUUUAUGUGGUUCAUGUCAUGAGCAUUGAUGCAAUGGAAGAGAUAGCAAAAGCUAGAAAGGCAGGACAGAGGGUUAUUGGAGAACCAGUAGUUUCUGGACUUGUGCUUGAUGAUUCCGGGCUUUGGGACCCUGACUUCACCAUUGCAGCAAAGUAUGUCAUGAGUCCACCAAUAAGGAAACAGGGGCAUAAUAAAGCCCUUCAAGCUGCCCUUUCAACAGGACUUCUACAGCUUGUAGGAACUGAUCAUUGUACAUUCAAUUCCACCCAGAAAGCUCUUGGUAUUGAUGAUUUUCGAAAAAUUCCAAAUGGUGUCAAUGGUAUUGAAGAGAGGAUGCAUUUAGUCUGGGACACAAUGGUGGAGUCUGGCAAAAUAUCUGUUACAGAUUAUGUGCAAAUAACAAGCACAGAAUGUGCUCGGAUCUUCAAUAUUUACCCAAGAAAAGGAGCAAUUCUUGCUGGAUCUGAUGCUGAUAUAAUCAUACUGAACCCAAAUUCAAGUUUCCAGAUAACUGCGGAGACCCACCAUUCAAGAACUGAUACAAAUGUCUAUGAAGGAAGGAGAGGAAAGGGAAAAGUUGAAGUGACAAUUGCAGGAGGAAGAGUUGUGUGGAAAGAUGGUGAGCUGAAGGUUCUACCUGGUACUGGAAGGUACAUAGAAAUGCCACCUUUCAGUUAUCUUUUCAAUGGUAUUGACAAGGCUGAUGCUACAUACCUUUCUUCCUUGCGGGCUCCUGUUCAGCGCUUCAAAGCUGCAACUUGAGUUGCAGUAUUAUUUACUUUGAAGCAAGACAGAAGCACAUGGGGGGAUGGAAAGAAUGCAGUGCCAUCUUGUAUAAUAAAUAAAUUAAGAUUGUGGACUGCGUUCCAAGAAGUUACUAUUUUUGGUAAUGGUUUAGUGUUUGCAAAUUGGUUAGUGUUUACUACACAAAAAAAAAAAGAAAAAAAAUUGUUUAGUGUUUGCAACAUUAGACAUUGUUCUGAUAAUGAUAUUAAAUGACUACUUAAGUCC